AUGAAUCAUAAUACAGAUCAACAAGAAGAAAACCUAGAAAAGAAAUCAUCAAAAAAUCAACCUACGCGAAAAAAGCAACGUUCCAAAAAGAAAUAUGGUCGACAAGGACGUAUCCAUAAACAAAUACGAUUCAACAAAAGAAAUCAUCCAUUAAAACGGAUAAAAUCUAUACAGGAUACUAAGGAUGAGACAUUAUCCAUGUUUCAACCGUAUUGCAUGAGGAAAAAAUGUAUUCCAUUGAAUAUCGGCACAAAUACAGAUCCAACACUCCUUUUAAGUGAUUAUUUAACAAUAUCCAAUACGAACUUUAAAGACAUGUUAUUAGCAACAGUUAUGGCAAAUGAUUUUCAAACAAAUACAUUCAUCGAAUUAUUGAAUAAUGACGAAGAAAUAUUAACAUAUAUGCGCCAAUUGACUGUUUUGAUGAAUAAAUUAAAUUAUUACAAAUUACAACAGGAGCAAUGGACUUAUUAUUAUCAACUUGGUGUAACCGAAGGUAUUUGUAAUGGACGAGUCUCAAAAGCGAUUGGCUCAAAUGAAUUCUAUGUGUCAUACUUAUGGUCGAUCCAAAGCAAUUGUCAAACAACGUAA
Messenger RNA from Rotaria sp. Silwood2, 591 nucleotides. Lineage: Eukaryota; Metazoa; Rotifera; Eurotatoria; Philodinida; Philodinidae. The record is from the annotation of a GenBank genome assembly.